Molecule: messenger RNA, 1398 nt
Organism: Metschnikowia bicuspidata var. bicuspidata NRRL YB-4993
Lineage: Eukaryota; Fungi; Ascomycota; Pichiomycetes; Serinales; Metschnikowiaceae
Exons: 1
Coding region: 1-1398 (465 amino acids)
Biological process (GO): activation of GTPase activity; signal transduction
Molecular function (GO): GTPase activator activity
Source: RefSeq, a predicted model, not a curated record
AUGGCCCUGAUCUCCCCCGCGUCCACCGAGGACGCGCCCGCGUCGGUCGCGGGCGUGCCGCUCCGCAAAAUUGCCGUCGGCGGCGUGUCCGCCGAGUUCCCCGCCUUGCUCGUGGACUGCUACCAGUACAUCCUCGACCACGGGUUGGUCGAGGGCAUCUUCCGCGUCAGCGGCUCCAUCAAGCGCAUGCGGGACGUGACGGCCAACUACGCGGCGUACCGCGACUGGCUUGCGCACGGCAGCCCGUCGCCGCACGACGUGUCGGGCGUGGCCAAGAAGUUCACGCGCGACUAUCUCGCCAGCAUGGGCGGGCUUUUCCCGCCGCCGGUGCUCGCGCAGCUCCGGGCGCUCUUUGCGGCGCCCGCGCCGCCCGGCAGCACGCCCAGCCUCGAGUCGUGCCGCAGCACGUCCACGUCGUGCAGCUCGGGGCUCGAGUCGGUCUUGGAGGAGGCCGCUGAGAACACUUACCCGGCGCCGCGCAGCGUGGCGGACACGCUCGACGCGGUGGCCGUGCUCCUCGUGUCGAAGAACCUGGCGCGCAAGAACGCCGUGUUCAUCUACUACUUGUCCGUGUUGAGGUGCGUGCUGGCGCACCAGGACGAGACGCGCAUGCCCAACGCCAACCUCGCCAUCGUGUUCCAGCAGUAUCUCUUCGAGACCUGGGUCGUGGCCGAGCUCCAGCUGUACCAGGGCCUCCUCAAGUUCUUGUUGGACCACUACGACACGUUCGUCGCCAAGUACCGCCUGAGCUUGGCGCUCCUCGGCGGCAUCGACGAGCCCGCCCCCGCGGCGGACGCCGGCUCCGUGCACUCCUCCGAGCCGGUGUCCUCGUCGCCGUUGACCGAGUACUCGCUGCACCAGGCGUCGCCGCCCAAGUUCUCCGUCUACGGCUCGCCCGAGGGCGGCCGCUCGUCGCUUUCGCAGAAGUUCACCUCUCUCUGGGAGGCCUACGCCACGCCCGCGAGCCGCGCCAGGCGCUUCUCCUUCAUGUCCCGCGGCUCGGGCAGGUCGUGCGACCGGCUCCCCUUGGACCCGGACCCGCUGCCCACGGCGGGGCCGGCCUGCUCCAAGGUGACCCUAGCCGCAGCCCAGCACCAGGUGAUAUCCGAGUCCGGCGAGCCAUUCCCGGGGCCCUCGCCGCAGGACACCGAGCCCCGGCAGACGGCGCCAGGCACCACCAGCCGCACCAGUUUCAUGGUCUUCCUCGAGGCCGCCAACGACUUGGGGGCGCCUCCCAAGUGGGCCAAGCAGCCCGUGCGUGCCGAGCCAGCGGGGCCGCGCGCCGCGAGCCACUCGCCGGACAGCCUACCGCGCGACCACAACCCACCUUCGUUCCCAGGCGCCGCCAAGCGCCAAUCCAUAGGCCGCAGGUUCUCGCUCUGGCUCCACAAAAAGUGA